GCCUCCCCCAGGCUGGGUGCUUCCUGAAGCAGAGACUGUCUCCGGCACAUCUCACUAUCCCCAGCACCUCCCACAGCGUCUGAAACAGAGCAGGCCCUUAUAAAAUGUUUGUGGAACUAAACUGAGCCGAAAGAUCUGGAUUGGGGACCAGGCCCCAUGUGACUGAGUUACAUAUUCUCUGCUCAUCUGAAAAAUGAAUUGGCCUAAUUGAUCUUCCAAGUCCACUAGUCUGUGCAGGGAGUACCUGUUUCCCUUAGUUGCUGGUGCGAAGCUGUGCCCUCAAUCAACCUUUUGUAUGCUAGGUCCAAUGCGAGAUGCUUCAGAUGCUGGGAGGUCCCAGCUUGUGGAUGGAGAAAGAGAUGUAAAUAGAUGAUUUACAGCACUGUGCAGUGUUGGUCUGUGUGAGCCCAGUGGAGACCACUGCCUGGGCUGCUUGUGGGGGAUGAAGAGAAGUCUUGGGAGAGAUGGAGAGAGAGUAUUGAGAGUGCAGUCUUCCUGGGGACAGUGACAUUUUAAGCUAUAAGCCAUUGUGACUUCCUAGGUGUUCUAUUCCUCUUUGAGCACUACUGAGUUCAUAUUCUAGUCUGGAGUGCCAAUGUUAAAAUCACAGUGCAGUCGUUAUCAUUGUUGGCCUUGAAGGCAUUCUGCAUCGAGGAGCGUGUUGAGAGGAGGUAAGGGAGAAGGGACUGCAGCACGUUCCUCUGCUGCUCCUAGGGGUGAGGACUAUCUACAGGGUAGCAAGAUUGGCACUGGAGUUGGAAGGGCCUUGUGUGUCUACGUUGUUUGGGGAGGGUGGUAAGAAAGAUAAGUAAAACCUGAAUUGUUUUAUAUCCUUGGGCUACUCGCUUAUCUGGUUUAUCUGUAGAAUGAGUAUAAUCUCAGCAGGAUGGGAAGCCAAAUGAAUGAUUGGUUGCAAAGUGCUUUACAAAUAGAUAGUUCAGGACUAUUUUGCCAGGUGACAGAUAAUUCAGAACCCAAGAACUGCCUAACAGUUCUAACUGGCUAACAGUUGCCAAAGCACAAUAGUGCUGCACAGAUAACAUCCUUAACCAUUUUCUUUUCCUAUAGCUUCUCCCCCAGCCCCAAAAAAUUGGUAUAUGAAAAUUAAGAUGAAAUAUUAGGUAUCUAAACAGAUUUAUAGUAAUCAUCAAUAUAUUUAUCAACACUUUAAUUCUACUGGAUUGAAAUGCAUGUCUACGUUUAAAGACCUUUUAUAGGGCAUCAGUUUCCUGAUACAGUGUUGCUUCAGUGGGAGUGAGCAGUGUUGCCUCACAGUGGUGACUGCUGAGACAGUGCUCAGUAAAUUCCUCAUCUAUGCCUGUCUCCUGCUGUUCUCUGUGCUGCUGGCCCUUCGUCUGGAUGGCAUCAUUCAGUGGAGUUACUGGGCUGUCUUUGCUCCAAUAUGGCUGUGGAAGCUGAUGGUCAUUGUUGGAGCCUCAGUUGGAACGGGAGUCUGGGCACGAAAUCCCCAAUAUCGAGCAGAAGGAGAAACGUGUGUGGAGUUUAAAGCCAUGUUAAUUGCAGUGGGCAUCCACUUGCUCCUGUUGAUGUUUGAAGUUCUGGUCUGUGAUAGGAUUGAAAGAGGAAGCCAUUUCUGGCUUCUGGUCUUCAUGCCGCUGUUCUUUGUCUCCCCGGUGUCCGUUGCCGCUUGUGUUUGGGGCUUUCGACAUGACAGGUCACUGGAGUUAGAAAUACUGUGUUCGGUCAACAUCCUGCAGUUUAUAUUCAUUGCCUUAAGACUGGACAAGAUCAUCCACUGGCCCUGGCUUGUCGUGUGUGUCCCCCUGUGGAUUCUCAUGUCCUUUCUGUGCCUGGUGGUCCUCUAUUACAUUGUGUGGUCUGUCUUGUUCCUGCGUUCCAUGGAUGUGAUCGCAGAACAGCGAAGGACACACAUAACGAUGGCACUGAGCUGGAUGACCAUCGUCGUGCCUCUCCUUACUUUCGAGAUCCUGUUGGUUCACAAACUGGAUGGCCACAAUGCGUUCUCUUGCAUCCCGAUAUUUGUCCCUCUUUGGCUUUCCUUGAUCACUCUGAUGGCAACCACAUUUGGACAGAAGGGAGGAAACCACUGGUGGUUUGGUAUUCGCAAGGAUUUCUGUCAGUUUCUGCUUGAAAUCUUCCCAUUUUUGAGAGAAUAUGGAAACAUUUCCUACGACCUCCAUCAUGAAGAUAAUGAGGAAAUGGAGGAAACGCCAGUUCCAGAACCUCCUAAAAUUGCUCCAAUGUUUCGGAAGAAGACCAGGGUGGUAAUCACCCAGAGCCCUGGGAAAUAUGUCCUCCCGCCUCCCAAAUUAAAUAUUGAAAUGCCAGAUUAGACACCACUCCCUGGAACAGAAUGUAGGUGGACAGGGACGCACGCUGUCUUCUACCCCCUCGGCCUCUUUGUUUACCCCCCGCCCCGAGCUGGAGCUGGGGUCCCGGGGACUUCCAUCUCAUGCCUUGUUUGCACUCAAUGCCUACCAGUGACUCACCGUGACGGGAUGCACACAUGGCAGGGGACGGGCACGCGCAGUGUGGGCUGGGGGGGUGUCAGUGCUGUGGGUGUGAUGGAGGGAGCAUGUGUGAGAAGAAGAAAGCAGUCCCCUACUCUGGGCAGGUGCCUCGGGAGCUGGCUUGGCUCUGUUAGGGACGGCUGAUGAGGCCAGAGAAGGAACUGGUUUUCAAAGUGCUAAAAUUCCCAUCAAAGGGGUUCUUUGAAAAUGUGUUUUUAAACCAGGCUGGCCUCACCACGUAGCUUAGCAUCUGCUGUUGUGGCGUAGUCCCUAGGAACUGUAGGUACGCCUCUGUGGCACCGCGCACACCCACGCCGUCGCUACCGUUUGUGUUCCUGCCGUGGGAGUAGUUUGUCUUCGGGCAGUGCUGACAGCAGUUGUUAAUGGCCCCAUUGGUGAGCCCUUUCUAAUGGAGCGACUCUGUGCCUGUAUAGUAUUUAUACAAAUAUUUUAGCAUUGUAAUAUACCGUGUCAAAUCCUAGUUCUGUACAGUAUACUCUGUUAAAGUAUUUUUCUACAAGCUCGUAUUGGAGACAUCCGUGUUCUGUUGCAGAAGUAGAAACUGCUGGCACACCCGUCCUGCCCGGGGGGGGUCACCGCUCAUGGGACACCAUCAUCUCCGCCGUGGAACCCUCCACACACAGUCCGGCUACUUCCAGAACAGCCAGAAAAGGCAAGAAACGGCUUGGGCUCUUCCUGCGUUCUGGGAAGCCUGGCUGUCAGACAGCUCUCAAGCACGACCUGAAACUAGAAAUCCAGGACAAAGUGGCUGAGACUGGACACAGCCACUGGAAUGGUGGAUUUGUUAAGGGCUGAGGCCUUGUGUCUGCCCCCACUGAGAACCCCUCUGGCUGGCCCCGGGUGUGUAACGAGGAGUGCGGUGGCUCCAAGAGUGGCUGCUGGGGACAGGCGUCAAAGCAGAAGCAAGCCGACCCUCCGGGCUAAGAGCCUUCUGCCUGAGAACAAGCCACCAUUUGUUCUGGGAGGGAAAAGGAGCCCUGACAUCCUCACCCAGGAGAAGAGGGAAGGCUUUAACGGGCAGCCGUUGCCAUGUUGAAACUGGGCUCAGCUGCUGUCCAGCACAGACGAGACCACCUGGCACAGGCUCCCACGAGCCUGCGGUCUCUGGGGGAGACGGGAACAUUCAGGAUGGCAAAGCCUUGCCUGCUUGGUGUGUCACAAAUGUAGCGCAAUCCACUAUUUUUGCUCCUGCAGCUGUUCAAUAAAAUGGGUCCUCCUUUUCCAUG
Ailuropoda melanoleuca (giant panda) is the source of this 3739-nucleotide messenger RNA. RefSeq names its product transmembrane protein 185A (gene TMEM185A). Gene Ontology annotation, cellular component: dendrite. NCBI's taxonomy places the organism in Eukaryota, Metazoa, Chordata, Mammalia, Carnivora, Ursidae. The record is from RefSeq and is a predicted model, not a curated record. The transcript has 7 exons. The coding region runs from base 1419 to 2315 and encodes 298 amino acids.